Symbiodinium sp. CCMP2456 is the source of this 730-nucleotide messenger RNA. The record is from the annotation of a GenBank genome assembly. NCBI's taxonomy places the organism in Eukaryota, Dinophyceae, Suessiales, Symbiodiniaceae.
GCGCCCGUCCUCCUGCUUCGCAGCACCUGCGCCAGUUCCCGCCCUCCCCGGCGGUCAGGUGGCUGUGGGUAGUAGCUGCAAGUGCCCUGCUGCUCCCGGAACCUCACGAGCCUGCCCAGACGUGCAGGCCGGAGGCUUCGGGGACGAGUCCGAGCAACUGGCGGUCUUGGAGCGGCUCAAGGUCCUUCUGUCGGACCCCAAUGUGGUUGCCAACACACUGCAGUCUUGCUUCGAAGCUGCUGGAGGUGCCUCGCAGGGGAGCGUGCCGUGCCAUGCGGCUAUACGAGCCCUCUGCACUGCCCACACUAUGCUGUUGGCGGGCCUGCCCUCCACGUGCAUCAGCGAAGCCAGGUGGAGUAGCCUGCUGAAACGUGCAGGCAUCUACUCACCUGAGGACACUGUCACGCUGGACCAGCUGCGAGAGGUACAGGCCCAGACGCUGGGCGCCCUUCGCGAUUGCUUCGCACCCAAGCAGCUCCUUAGGAGCAUGCGGCGGGUGUCUCGGGCGGAACCGCGCUUGAAGGACAGAUACGAAUCCUUUGAAUUCCGGGCGAAGGGGGCCCUUGGCAAGGUCUACAGAUGUCGACACAUCCAGUCGCAAGCCUUUGUCGAAGUCCGGCAGAUCCGCAAAGACAAGGCGUCGGCUCCUAUAGACUUCAUCCGGACGAGCCUCCAGCGAAUCACGGAGCUACAGCAUCCUAGCUUACCGAGAGUUCUCGACUGCCUGGAG